AUGCUUCCCCUGGCGCCUAUCGUCCUUGCUCUGGGGGCUACAUUGCCGCUGGUGUCUGCAAAUGGCUUGCCGGAGAUCAUUUACCGAGAUAUCGCGAUCAUCGGUGGAGGAGCAUCAGGUGCCUAUGCAGCCGUUCGCCUUCGUGAUGAUUUCAACAAGAACAUUGUUUUGAUAGAAAAGAAGAGUAUCCUGGGUGGUAUGGUCGACACCUAUGUGGACGAGAAGACUGGCGCCACCUUUGACUUUGGUGUCCAAAGCUUCCUCAACGUGAGCGGAUCUACAGAAUUUUUCGCUCGGUUCAACAUAUCAAUUACCACCAAUUCCAGCAGUAUCUCCUCAACUCAGAAGUACAUUGAUUUCAACACUGGCAAAACGGUUGGCUUCACGACCCCUGCGUACACGAAGGAAAACGACGCCAUCGCCAAGUUCUUCAAGGUGAUCAAGCCAUGGGAGUCGAUGUUGAGUCCCGGCUAUUGGAAUUUCCCCGAGCCAAAAGAUAUCCCUGAAGAUCUUCUUAUUCCCUUUGGCCAAUUUCUGACUAAGUAUGGUCUUGAGGAUAGUACCCCUCUGAUCUAUGCAUCCACUGGUCUCGGAGUGGGUAACAUGAGUGAAGUUACUACUAUGUUUGUCCUACAGUCCUUCGGCUGGGACAUGGCUCGGGCCUUCCUCGGUGAAAUGGCCCUGUAUACUCCUGCUUCUGGUGGCAACCAGGUCCUCUACGAUGCCAUUGCUAAGGACCUUGGCGAUGAUGUGCUCUAUUCGAGCACUGUGAUUGACAGCCGCCGCACCGACUUUGGCGUUUUCCUUACGGUGCGCAACCACAAGACCCAAAAGAUCACGCUGAUCGUCGCUCGCCGACUCUUAAUUGCCAUCGAGCCAACUCAAUCAAACAUGGAGCCUUUGGAUCUCAGCUUCACUGAAUGGGGCACUCUGUCCAAGUUCACCUAUUCCAACGAAUUCACUGGUCUGGUCAACAAUGCUGUCUUUAACACGAGUUAUUAUUACUAUAACUUGCCAUCCGACGCCGCUCCUGACAACCUUCUUGUUUUCCAAGAUGAGCCGAUGGUCGCAAGUUUUGAAUACACUGGUCUUGAGCACCUGUUCCGCGUGAUGAUCAUUGGUAAUAAGACUACAAAUGCUGCAGAAUCCAAGGUUCUAGCACAGGAAAGCUUCAGUAAGCUGCUCAAAGCUGGUCAGUUGUCCGGAUCCACACGAGACCAGAAACUCAGUUGGGCAGCCUUUUCUACCCAUGGUCCCAUGCAUGCCCGCGUUUCUGUUGAAGAUAUCAAGGGUGGCUUCUUUCAGGACUUGUACCAGCUCCAAGGUUCUCGUUCUACGUGGUGGACGGGUGGCGCCUUCUCGGCGAAUUUCCAAACUCAGCUGUGGAAAUUCGACGAGGGUUUGAUUCCUAAAAUCCUGGAGGGCCUUUAA
Penicillium atrosanguineum is the source of this 1431-nucleotide messenger RNA. RefSeq lists its product as uncharacterized. The record is from RefSeq and is a predicted model, not a curated record. NCBI's taxonomy places the organism in Eukaryota, Fungi, Ascomycota, Eurotiomycetes, Eurotiales, Aspergillaceae. The transcript has 2 exons. The coding region runs from base 1 to 1431 and encodes 476 amino acids.